UUCUUUUUCAUUUUCGCUAGUGGCUGGAGCAAAAUGGAGGAGGCUUCACGGAGCGACGAACCCAAUCGGAACCCUAACACCGAUCGGAGUUCGAAUCCGAAUCCACUGUCGUCUAUAAUCUCUUCCGCGCACGUUUGGCCAACGAUCGACGGUCCGUUGGGGUUAACGGAGGAAGCGUCGGUGGAUUACGCUCGCAGAUUCUACAAGUUCGGAUUCGCUCUCUUGCCCUGGCUCUGGGCUGUCAAUUGCUUCUACUUCUGGCCUGUUCUCCGUCACUCUCGCGCUUUCCCUCAGAUCCGCAAUUAUGUUGUUAGGUCAGCAGUUGGGUUCAGUGUCUUUACAUCUCUUCUUCUAGCGUGGGCAUUGACAUUCUCGUUAGGUGGAGAACAGCUUUUUGGCCCUGUUUGGGAUAAGCUGGUUAUGUACAACGUUGCUGAUCGUCUUGGCUUGUCUGGUUUGGCUUAGCUCUCUUUCUCUCUCUCGUUUAUCAUUGGACAUGUAGAAACGGGGAGAUCUCACUGUUACUUUUCCCUUCUUACGUUUUCGUAUGCGAGCAUUACUAUGUUUGAUGAGAGAUCCAUGCUGUUGAUAUAAGCGGGAUAAUGAAGCAUUCUAUGAAGCAAAUAGUUCUCUUUGUUGUAUCUGCUAAGGUUCUUUAGUUUUCAUUACUGAUAAUGCUCUGUUCAAUUUUCCUCACUAUUAAGUCUAUUGACUCACAA
Molecule: messenger RNA, 719 nt
Organism: Brassica oleracea var. oleracea
Lineage: Eukaryota; Viridiplantae; Streptophyta; Magnoliopsida; Brassicales; Brassicaceae
Product: probable gamma-secretase subunit PEN-2
Exons: 2
Coding region: 34-465 (143 amino acids)
Cellular component (GO): gamma-secretase complex
Source: RefSeq, a predicted model, not a curated record